AUGCCCUCAUCUCACGAUUCUAAAGACCGGGCUGGAAUUUGGUCCUACGUUCCUUUCGGCUCCUCUCCUCGUCGUCGCUCCGUCUCCAGCGGCCUCCCCUUAAGGAACAACGGUCACGGUGCUGUCUCUUCCUCCGACAGCACUCCCUGGGAUCCCUUUGAGAAAGCCGAGAGACAAACGGCGGGCUCUGGGGCCCAUCAAUCUUCCAUCCUGGAGUCCAUAAACAACGCCUGGAUGACGCAGACUCGACAGGCACGCUACCUGAAGACUGGAGGUGUCUUGUCCUGUAUCAUCCUCUUAUACUGGUUUCUGUCCGGCGGAAGGGGCAGUACUGGAGCCGAGAACAAUGUCUACACUCUUACGGACUCUCCUACGACAAAAUGCACGAGACCGCACGACCUUUCCAAGCCCCUGGUUCAGUAUGCCAUCAUGAUAGACGCAGGGAGCACGGGCAGCAGGAUUCAUGUGUACAAAUUCAACAAUUGCGGUCCCACACCAGAGUUGGAGAGCGAGGAGUUCAAGAUGACAGAGAAGAGGCCUGAGGGCUCUGGCUUGAGUUCCUACAAGAGUGAUGCUGAGGGUGCAGCCAAGAGCUUGGAUCCCCUACUUGACGUUGCAAUGAAGAAUGUCCCCGACGCUUACAAGGCCUGCACGCCUAUCGCAGUGAAAGCCACAGCCGGCCUUCGACUGUUGGGCGAUGCCAUGAGCCAGACCAUCCUCGAAGCCGUCCGUACUCGCCUCGAGACACAGUACCCCUUUCCGGUCGUAUCUCGUGAGAAAGGAGGCGUCGAGAUUAUGAAAGGCGAGGACGAAGGUGUCUUCGCCUGGAUCACCACCAACUACCUCCUCGGCAAGAUUGGAGGUCCAGACGACACCCCCACUGCCGCCGUCUUUGACCUCGGAGGCGGCUCCACCCAGAUUGUCUUUCAGCCGACUUUUAAGGGAAGUCCAUCAGGAGGCAUGCCGGCCAAAAUGGCCGAGGGUGACCACAAAUACAGCCUCAAGUUUGGUGGGCGCGAGUUUGAAUUGUACCAGCACUCUCACCUUGGCUACGGACUCAUGUCAGCCCGCAAAGCCUUGCACAACUCUGUCCUGGACCACAUGCACAAGCAGAAUCCCGACUCCAGGACCUGGCUCUCUAAACCCAUUCCCAACCAUUGCAUCACACCAGGGAUCCAGAAAAAGGUCGAUGUGACCAUGCCCGCUGGACAUCCAUUGGAGGGCGAACACAGCGUCCUCAUGGAAGGCCCCAUCGACGCCAUUCCGGCGCAGUGUCGAGCACUUGCCGAGGGAAUCCUCUACAAGGACAAGACAUGUACCCUGGCGCCUUGUUCUUUCAACGGAGUGCACCAGCCGUCUCUCGACAAGACAUUCUCCCGCGAAGAUGUCUAUAUCUUCUCAUACUUCUACGACCGAACGCAUGAUCUCGGCAUGCCGGAAUCUUUCACGUUGCGCGAAUUGCAGGACCUGACCAACAAGGUCUGCGGCGGCGAGGAGAAGUGGACCGCUUUCACGGGCAUCGAAGGAGCAUUGGAGGAGCUGCGUGACCGACCAGAGUGGUGCCUUGAUUUGAAUUUCAUGAAUGCUCUCCUCCAUACCGGCUAUGAGAUGCCUAUCGAUCGCGAGGUCAAGAUUGCUAAGACCAUCAAGGGUAAUGAAUUGGGUUGGUGUUUGGGUGCGAGUCUACCACUUCUGGAGAAGGAGAGCGGCUGGGAGUGUCGAAUCAAGCAAGUUUCAUGA
This is a messenger RNA of Exophiala aquamarina CBS 119918, 1740 nucleotides long. RefSeq names its product guanosine-diphosphatase. Bases 1 to 1740 code for a protein of 579 amino acids. The record is from RefSeq and is a predicted model, not a curated record. Lineage: Eukaryota; Fungi; Ascomycota; Eurotiomycetes; Chaetothyriales; Herpotrichiellaceae. Gene Ontology annotation, cellular component: Golgi apparatus; membrane. The transcript has a single exon. Gene Ontology annotation, biological process: nucleoside diphosphate catabolic process; protein N-linked glycosylation. Gene Ontology annotation, molecular function: GDP phosphatase activity; UDP phosphatase activity.